Fusarium proliferatum ET1 is the source of this 2931-nucleotide messenger RNA. RefSeq lists its product as uncharacterized. The transcript is spliced from 3 exons. Gene Ontology annotation, cellular component: intracellular membrane-bounded organelle. Gene Ontology annotation, biological process: phosphatidylinositol dephosphorylation. The record is from RefSeq and is a predicted model, not a curated record. Gene Ontology annotation, molecular function: phosphatidylinositol-3,5-bisphosphate 5-phosphatase activity. Bases 1 to 2931 code for a protein of 976 amino acids. NCBI's taxonomy places the organism in Eukaryota, Fungi, Ascomycota, Sordariomycetes, Hypocreales, Nectriaceae.
AUGUCUGAAUAUGGUGCUUCCGGCGCGGUCAGCCCAGGCCCUGAAGUAGGCGAGCUUCCAGCUACCAACGACGCCAACGGCGAUGCACCUGUUUUCCCCUCGCUUCAGAACAAUGGCGCGGGAAGUCCCUUGUCUUCAGAAGCCGUCGGCGGCCCCACGAUCGGUGAAGACGACAAUGACGAUGAGCCCGCUGUAGCGAAGCCCUUUAUGCGAACAACGAGCCCCGACCCGUCCACACGCGCAUUCCCAGAUGCCUUCGAUGACCGUGUCCCUGAUCGCCUGAUUUACAAGAUGCACAAGUUCAGUCUUUACGAAACGGCCAGUCGAUAUUACAUCGUCGGUGUCGAUGUCAGUGAAAAGCGCUAUCGAAUCCUCAAGAUUGACCGCACUACCGAGGGUGCUGAGCUCAACGUGACGGAUGACAAAAUUGUCUAUAGUUUGAAGGAGAUGAACCAACUGCUCGACACAAUAGAUGACGGGAACCGAGGUACCGGUGGCAUCAAGCUUCGCUGCACCACAUGGGGACUCCUUGGCUUUAUCAAGUUCACCGGCCCCUACUAUAUGCUUCUCAUCACAAAAAAGAGCACUGUCGCUAUGGUUGGAGGCCACUACAUAUACCAGAUCGAGGGCACUGAGCUUGUUUCCCUGACUCCCGCCAAGUUCAAGCCAGAUGCCCGCAACACCGAGGAGCAACGAUUCCUCGGCAUCUUGAACAAUCUCGACUUGACUCGUUCUUUCUAUUACAGCUAUUCUUACGAUGUUACACGUACCUUGCAGCAUAACGUCAUCCGGGAGCGCGAUGCUCUUGCCAAGGGAAUGCUGCCGCCUGACGACGACGAUUUCAACUCCAUGUUUGUCUGGAACGACUAUCUGCUACAGCCUGCCGUUACUGCUCUUCGGGACCCAUAUGACUGGUGUCGUCCAAUUAUACAUGGGUACAUUGAUCAAGCGGCUCUGUCAAUUUACGGCCGUACUGCACACAUCACUGUCAUCGCAAGGCGAUCGCGCUACUUUGCCGGUGCUCGGUUCUUGAAACGCGGAGCCAACGAUCUUGGUUAUGUUGCCAACGAUGUUGAGACGGAGCAGAUCGUAGCGGAGUCACUGACCACGUCGUUUCACGCACCUGGUCCUCAACUAUACUGUAGCCCGCAGUACACCUCCUAUGUUCAGCACAGAGGGAGCAUUCCGCUGUACUGGACACAGGACAGCACCGGCGUUACACCCAAACCCCCGAUUGAGCUUAAUUUGGUUGAUCCGUUCUAUGGCGCCGCCGCUCUGCACUUCGAUAACCUGUUCGAGCGCUACGGUGCGCCGAUCUAUGUUGUGAACCUGAUCAAGUCCAAAGAACGGACGCCUCGUGAAUCAAAGCUACUGGAGGAAUAUACUCAUGCCAUCAACUAUCUUAAUCAAUUCCUGCCUGAGGAUAAGAGGAUUAUUCACAAAGCGUGGGAUAUGAGUCGCGCAUCGAAAGUGCGUGGUGGGGACGUUAUUGGCAACCUCGAGCUUAUCGCAGAGUCGGUCCUCGCUACAACAGGCUUCUUCCAAAACGGAGAUGGUCUCACGAGCCCCAUGACAGCACAGAAUGGAGUCGCCAGAACAAAUUGCAUCGACUGCUUGGACCGUACUAAUGCUGCGCAGUUUGUCAUCGGCAAGCGAGCCUUAGGUCACCAGCUACAUGCCCUUGGCAUUCUUGAGGAUACGUCGGUUGAUUACGACACGGACGCUGUCAAUUUGUUCACUCACAUGUGGCAUGACCAUGGUGAUACCAUUGCUGUUCAGUACGGCGGCUCACAACUGGUCAAUACCAUGGAAACCUACCGAAAAAUUAACCAAUGGACAAGUCAUUCAAGAGACAUGAUCGAGAGCUUCAAGCGAUACUACAACAACUCCUUCCUGGACAGUCAACGCCAGGAGGCCUACAACCUAUUCCUUGGCAAUUACAUAUUCACUCAAGGCCAACCUAUGCUGUGGGACUUGGCAACUGAUUACUACCUCCAUCACGCCGAUCCACGAGAUUGGUCCGCCAGGUUGAAGCACGACUACAUCAAUUGGUAUGUUCCGGAUAAUUUGCAGAGACGAACAAUUCCACCAUACGUACCCAGCAAAGACAUUGCCCGCGCCCAUCCGGUUGAAUUCUUUGAUGACUAUUGGCUCGAGUAUUACAGGCCAUCGACCCUCUCUUCUUUCCCCAAGAUGUUUGCUUACAAGAUGAACUCAACUAUCAAAUACAUCCCCCUUAAAUCUACCCAGGAUGGCCGCUACGACCUCAGCCCUUUCCGGGUUCGAACUGAUAAUGAAGUUGAUCACGGUGACAAAAAGAAGUCGAAGAAAGAUGCUCAUCCACACGCAAAUGUAACAAGUUCUCGAGGACAGACUGUGGGAGCGAAUGGGGCGCCAGAUUCGAUUUUGGACCGAUCACCAGCGAAAGGGAUCUCGCUCCAGCGUUGGCUGCAACCUGUUCAAGACAAGGGUGCACACGCCAGCUCUCUGCGACUGGACACGAAUCAACCAGUGCAGGCAUCUGAACAUAGCCCUAAGACGAAGCCAACAGCCCUGGAGAAAUCCAAGGCUGCACAGUGGACUUUCACCAAAGCUGUCCAUGACUCACUGAAUCCGUCUGUUGCCGAGCAGGAAUCCGAAGAUUACGAGCGAUAUAUCCGUCAUCCUCAAAAUCUUCCUCUCGUUAUUUCAAGCGACACGCCCGUGGACGUGGAUGCGUCUGAGUAUCAGGAGUAUGUAAGCGGCGACUGGCAAGAUGAAGGUUUAAUGGUCAAAGGAACUGAAGAAGAGAUCGAUGUCUACGCUGAGUUGCUCAAGGUGGGGGAAAACCCUCUAACGGUGACUGAGGAAGAUGGUCCGAAGAAACGAUACAAAGCCUAUAGGAAAUGGCUGCGUGGGAAGUCUUUCUUCAAGCAACAGCCCCUAGACUGA